Phanerochaete carnosa HHB-10118-sp is the source of this 797-nucleotide messenger RNA. RefSeq lists its product as uncharacterized. Lineage: Eukaryota; Fungi; Basidiomycota; Agaricomycetes; Polyporales; Phanerochaetaceae. The record is from RefSeq and is a predicted model, not a curated record. The transcript has a single exon. Bases 160 to 498 code for a protein of 112 amino acids.
CACAGGAGUGGUACGAAGACAUCGGCAUGCUAUACCGCGCUGCAUGUUCUUGGAUUUUGUCACCGCCGCGAGACUAUUUUGUGCAAAACACGUUCUUACUCAUACGCCAACGUCCCCGACGCCCUCCUCUCCGUCUUCCCCCCACACUACCGACCUUUCAUGCUCCGGAAUGGCACCUCUCGAAAACGUUGUCGCGGUGACUACCGCUCACCCCCAGACCGAUCUACUCAAAACAGGCGCGACUUUUCAAGACGUAGACGCACUCAUCCACGGCGCGUUCUACAUACCCUCAACCCCUGGCGGCGCGACCUCUUCGCCCUCGCCUGGGACAUCUGCACCUUCUGCGGCCACUAUGUGACUUUGCAGCUCCUGGCUAAUCGGCUCGCUGUGACGCGGUAUAGCGACAUUGCGCCCAUCAAGGCGACGCACCAGACGCUGUACCCGGACCUCGCCUGGGCCGUUUUUUCCAUCGCGUUUAAAAAGAACGUUGCGUUCUGACACGGAGAGGUACGGCUGGUGUGCUGUGCCGACGCGGCGUGGUGGGCGGUGACAAUGUACACGAACUCGGAGGGCCUCAGGGACUUCCCCGAACGCGUCAGACCCCAUCGUAAUUUCAUUCCCGACAAUAGCGAGUGGACGUCAGGCAUAUGACUCGUGGAGGACCCUGUUGUGCUGAUUAUCGGCGGAGGACAAAGCGAUUGGCUGGAUGCGCUGAGCAUGUUGAACCUCGUGGUGGGGACGGACGGGCGGGCGGACGGUUCUCCCUCUUAACUGAUCUGUGUUUAUACAGAGGUACG